Aspergillus aculeatinus CBS 121060 is the source of this 620-nucleotide messenger RNA. RefSeq names its product UPF0220 family protein. The transcript is spliced from 4 exons. NCBI's taxonomy places the organism in Eukaryota, Fungi, Ascomycota, Eurotiomycetes, Eurotiales, Aspergillaceae. Gene Ontology annotation, biological process: protein targeting to vacuole; late endosome to vacuole transport via multivesicular body sorting pathway. The record is from RefSeq and is a predicted model, not a curated record. Gene Ontology annotation, cellular component: fungal-type vacuole membrane; Vps55/Vps68 complex. Bases 41 to 562 code for a protein of 173 amino acids.
ACUCACUCACUCACUUACAUCCUGAUCAGCUUGGGCAAACAUGGACGUCUCCAACAACCGCCUCUUCCGAUGGUCCAAGCCUGAGUGGCUUAACAACUCCGCCGUCCGCAAUGCAGGCGUCUACACCUCCGGCGCACUGUUCUCCCUAGGCUUCUUCUUCCUCAUCGACGCGGCCGCCUUCUCGCACAGCGCCAAGAACGGCUCCAGCGUGCACGUGAAAUUCGUCGACUGGAUCCCCGGCAUCUGCUCGGCGCUGGGGAUGCUGGUGAUCAAUUCGAUCGAGAAGUCCCGGCUGCAUGCGGAUAGCUUCAGUUACAGCGGGAGUGGGGUCGCGUGGAAGGCGCGGUUUGUCUUGUUUCUGGGGUUCGCGCUGUUGGCCGGGGGGUUGGCGGGGAGUGUGACGGUCAUGGUACUCAAGUAUCUGAUCAAGUCGUACCCGUUUCCCACCUUGUAUUUUGGAAUCGCCAAUGUCAUUGCUAAUGGGUUGGUGAUGUUGAGUUCGGUGGUGCUCUGGGUUUCGCAGAACAUUGAAGACGAUUAUACCUAUAAUCUGGCUCUAUGAAUGAAGAUCAAGGGUUGGAGUGGAUGAAGAGGGAUAUAGUGGGUGGCUUUGCAGCGAG